AGUCUGUUACUCUGGCAUUUCGUCCGGAACGAUCAACCGGACCCUUUACUAUCAAUCCCUCGGUACAGUGUCCAAGUGUGCUACAGUUUAUCAAGAUCACUGUAACUCUUAAACAUUGUUCAUCAUCAUUACUUAUUGAUACAGUUAUCAAACCAGUGUAUUUAUUUCACCCCGGGUAAAUAAUCUCCCAACCAAGUGUUAGUCGUUGGUUGGCUGGCAGUCACGACGAAUGAGACAUUGCGACAUUGCGCGGGGUAAGCUUUGCGCAUAUCCCGCUGCUUGGACAAUUGAAUCGUGGAUUUGAAUUUCCAACGAAUAGUCAAUCCCAACCAGUGCAUCAUGCAUUCUCGUCAGAAUAAUCUUACAUUAUUCCGGAUUUCUUAUGAUUAACUGUGCAAGUGUCGUUCCGUGAUUCACAUCAUUUAUUAAAAUAUAACUUACAUCAAUAACACUAGAAUCAAAAAUGUCUCAGUGAAAUUAGACUUUGUAAGUCAUAGUAAAGUGAUUGAGUAGCAGCAAUGUCUUUGCCAAGAGGAGUUGGUCUUGGAGUAGAUGUAGGUCAGUUGAUGCAACAUCAACAACAACAGCAGCAACAUCACGUGUUACCUGCUGCGUUUUUUCUGCGUGCCAGUGCUGAACGUUAUCAAAGAACACCAAAGUGCGCGAGGUGUCGCAAUCACGGAGUUGUGUCGGCCCUCAAAGGGCACAAACGUUAUUGUCGAUGGCGGGAUUGCGUUUGUGCUAAAUGCACCCUUAUUGCAGAAAGACAACGUGUCAUGGCUGCUCAGGUCGCAUUAAGAAGACAACAAGCCCAAGAAGAGAGUGAAGCAAGAGAGUUGGGUCUCCAAUUGCAGUAUAAUAAUGGUAGUUGUCCAACUGGUCCUGUAUUACCUACGACUUCUGCAGCUGCACCUACAACCGGAAGCUCACCCCCACAUCCAACUCACGUUCCGAGUCCAGCUGGUCUGGCAAUUGCUGCUGCAGCAGCACAGAUACAAACUCAACUUCAUCAGCAACCAGAUUGUGGUCUUCUUCAACGAAUUAGAGUACCACAGGAUGAUUAUCGGCCUGACAUGAAAACAGAUACCAAUUCGUUAGGAUCACUUUCAGGAUCCAAACGGCCGAGACUAGCAGUUCAAGAUUCUGGAAAUGAUGAGGAUCGAGAUUCUGAUUCUGGUGCUGAAGCAAGAGGCUCUUCUACAGCACGAUCACGCUCCCGAUCGAGAUCUCGUUCACGUUCUGCAUCACGUUCUCAUAUAAAUGUAUCCAGUGGUCCAAGUUUGAUAACAGAGACUGAUCAUGUGAUUGGAAUGAAGAGAGAAAAUAGUAUCAAUGAGUCAGAUGAUGGUAGUCCUGAAUCUGGUAGUCCAAGUCCAACGCAUACACCUCCUUUAACUCCAGCCUUAACACCUCAAAGAGUUGACACGCCAGCUCCAGAGAAUCUUAGCCUGCGAAAAACAAUUAGUCCACCACAAACACCUACUCAAACAGUUCUUCAAGCUGUUGAUCUCGUACAACCUCGACACAGUCCACCACCAUCAUCUUUAGCUGCAGCAGCCGCGGCGGCUCACUUCUCACCUUAUGCUCCACUUUAUGGACCUGCAGCAAGUUCACUCUACUGUGCCCCAGCUCUCUACCAACAUCAACAUCAUCAUCAUCACUUGGCAGAACCUCGAGAAAUCCAAAUGCAGAUGCAAAUGCAAAUGCAAAAUGUCCAACAACCAUGUGGCAUUCAGGUUCAACAACAACAACAACAGCAACAGCAAAGGUCCCCUGUCGAUGUUUUAUUGCGAGUUUUCCCGGGAAGACGUCGGGCAGAUGUUGAAGCACUUCUGCAUCGUUGCAAAGGUGAUGUUGUAUCUGCGAUGGAAGUUUUAGUUUGUGAAGACAAUCUCCAACCAAAGUCAGCAUUUUCUCCCCUUGCUGGAGCCUUGGCGUCUGCAGCGGCGGCAUCAGCAGCUUCAGCAUCAGCUAACGCUUACGUAUCACGAGCCAGUUAUUGUGGUCCAAGUCCACCAACUCGUCACAGAUUCUUAGCAGCCCCUUACACUGGUACGGGGUACCUGCCCACAGUGAUCAGGCCGCCGAAUCAAACUCAUGCAAAUGGAACUGGGGAUGUAUACCGAGAAACAAGUCCUGAUGAUGCUAGUGACAAGACCAGUUACUCUGAGUGACCUACCGAAAUAAUUCAUCAGAUUACGUGGUCUUACCCCUAGUCUAUGGAGUAU
Molecule: messenger RNA, 2228 nt
Organism: Chelonus insularis
Lineage: Eukaryota; Metazoa; Arthropoda; Insecta; Hymenoptera; Braconidae
Gene: dmrt99B
Product: doublesex-Mab related 99B
Exons: 5
Coding region: 519-2174 (551 amino acids)
Biological process (GO): sex differentiation; regulation of transcription by RNA polymerase II
Cellular component (GO): nucleus
Molecular function (GO): RNA polymerase II cis-regulatory region sequence-specific DNA binding; protein binding; DNA-binding transcription factor activity, RNA polymerase II-specific
Source: RefSeq, a predicted model, not a curated record